This is a messenger RNA of Neurospora tetrasperma FGSC 2508, 921 nucleotides long. RefSeq lists its product as uncharacterized. Bases 1 to 921 code for a protein of 306 amino acids. The record is from RefSeq and is a predicted model, not a curated record. Lineage: Eukaryota; Fungi; Ascomycota; Sordariomycetes; Sordariales; Sordariaceae. The transcript has a single exon.
AUGUCCCAAGCAUUCCGUUUCCCGGCCGGCCCAGCAAAGAUCCGGACUCUCUACAUCCGAGUCAAGCCAGCACCAACCAAUCUGGCGGAGCGACGCGCUGUCCUCCGCGCCCUGAGCCAACAUGGCAACAUUGAGAUGUUCAAACAACUCUACGACUCCUCCUCCUUCAUCUCCGUAGCAUCAUCCCAGAACGUAGCUGCCAGCAUCGUUCGAAGAAGUCCUCUUCAGUUCGAUGUUCUCGCUCGAAACUCGUUCGACCCUCGUGUCCCCGACUCCAUCCGACUACCACCACCCAUCGAUACAUCGACAGCCGUCUCACUACCUAGCGUCGCUGCCACUGGCACUAUCACGAAUUCAAACUCUAAGCCCGGGCAAACAGACCUCAAUUCACGACAGCUGCCACAAUGCCCGUCCUCAUCCAAACUUCCAACUCUGCCCGAGCGAGACCCGACCGCCCUCGUAACCAAGACCUUUGUCCUUGAAGCCUUCCACGCCCCCGAAUACCCGCACAAGGAACACAUCCGCAUGUCCCCUCUGUACGGGCCCUGGCCACGCGACGAUUCCGAUCCAUCUUCCUACGACACCCCCACGUCACCAAAUAGGCUGACCCUCACCUCCGCCGCCCUGCGCGCUUCGGUGCCUCAAGACAUGGCCUACACCGGUCUGCACGACUGGGAAUCGGCGGGCCAAGAUGCCAUAGACGUCGAGGAGGCCGCAGCUAUUGAGGAGGGGAUCUCGGCGGACUCGGCGACGAUGGUGAGGACGUGGAGAGCGUUUUGGAGGGAAAGGGUAGACAAAGGGGAUACAUUGCAGUAUAAAACUGGGACAAAAGGUGAUAUGGGCAGCGCGUAUAGCCAUAUCAUGAAGAGGAAGAUGAAGCAAGAGAACAAAAAGAAUCUUCAGAAGAUGCUGUCUAUAUAG